GCGGAGCUGGGCGCCGGGGGCGCGGGGCGCGGGCGGCUCCGGCUCGGUUCUCCUCCAUUCAUUGGGAUCGCGGUGGGUUCCGCGGCGGCGGCAGGAUGGCUGCUCGGCUGCCUGCGUUCUUGCCCCUGCUCCCGUUGCUGCUGCUGCUGCCGGGCCGGGGGCCACCGGGAGCCCUGGGCAACCGGCACGCCGUGCACUGGAACAGCUCCAACCUGCACCUGCGGCGGGAGGGCUACACGGUGCAGGUGAACGUCAACGACUACCUGGACAUCUACUGCCCACACUACAACGCCUCAGUGCCCGAACACCGGCUGGAGCAGUACGUGCUCUACAUGGUGAACGCGGAGGGCUACCGCACCUGCAACACCAGCCAGGGCUUCAAGCGCUGGGAGUGCAACCGGAGUUUUUAUAUGAUUGUCUUGAAUAAAUAA
Molecule: messenger RNA, 431 nt
Organism: Harpia harpyja (harpy eagle)
Lineage: Eukaryota; Metazoa; Chordata; Aves; Accipitriformes; Accipitridae
Product: ephrin-A3-like
Exons: 3
Coding region: 96-431 (111 amino acids)
Biological process (GO): ephrin receptor signaling pathway; axon guidance
Cellular component (GO): plasma membrane
Molecular function (GO): ephrin receptor binding
Source: RefSeq, a predicted model, not a curated record